UAUAUCCCCAACCCUUCGUCGCCGCCGAUGAAAACUCAAGAAAAACAACUUCCUCUUCCUAUGAGAGAAAGAAUCGGCAACAAAUCCUACUCCUAAAACCAAACGAACCAAUGAAGAAUCCCCAAUUUACCCCUCCGAUUUCUCCCUAUUUCCCUUCUCUGACCUCCUUCAAACCCCUCGUCGGAGCUAACCACACCUCUGCCCGCUUCUGCUCUCGCUAGAACUUUCCGUCCCCUUCCCGAUAUAACCCUAAAUUUAUUCCAAAUAUACCCCUUGCUUUCUGUAAAGUUUUCUCUCUCCUAACAAAGAUUUUUCAUGGAUUCCCCGUCGAAGCCGAGCUCGAUCCGCGCUCAGCUCGUUCGAUUCCUCUUGAUCGGAGUUUUGAUCGUCGCCGUUAGAUUCGUGUACGUCGUCUCCGUCAACGGCGGUUCUUGUAGCUCGUCGGACCUCGCCGCCGCCUCCACCGGACGCGCCGCCUCCUUCAGCGUCUCCGGAGACGCGACGUCAUCAAAUCCGGCGUGGAGGAGCAGGGAGUGGAGGAGAUCCGUUGAUUUCUACUCCUCGAUCUUUCAGGAUUUGAUCGUUGAGGGUUUCCUCGCUCCCUCGUUCAAAUCUCUAUGCGUUGGAACCCUAGAGGGCCAGGAGGUGCUCGCUUUGAAGGAGAUCGGCGUCUCGAACGCCGUCGGAGUCUCGAAGAAGAGAUCGCCGCCUUUGGUCAUGGCCGGUGAUGUGUUGAACUUGAAGUUUGCGAACAAUACCUUUGAUUUCGUUUUUGUUGGCAAGAGCAUCGAUGAUUCUAAUAGGCCAUUGGAUCUAGCAUCGGAGAUAGUGAGGGUAUUGAAGCCCGAAGGGUUUCUUGUGAUUCUCACGGCGUCUGCUGGCGAUUUGUACAGUAUUUACUCUCUUCAAGUUCUGUUCCCUUUCUGUGGUAAGGUUCGAUCUCGUGAAAUCGAAGGCCUGGAUUCGUCGAAAACUCUCAAGGAGGUCGUUUUCCAGAAGGAAGCUAGGGUUCAAGAGGACAGCAGCAGCGAUGGCAAUGGCAAUGGCAAUUCUGUAGAUAAGUGCUCUGUCCCUGAGCACAAGCUCCAGUUGGUUCAGUCUGCUGAGCCUCUGAUUCAAGAGGAACCACUCAAGCCUUGGCUUACUUUGAAAAGGAACAUAAAAAACAUCAAGUAUUUAUCAUCGGUGGCCGAUAUCAGCUUUAAAAGAAGGUACAUUUAUAUUGAUAUCGGUGCUCGGAGCUAUGGAUCGAGUAUUGGGAGUUGGUUCAAGAAGCAGUACCCGAAACAGAAUCAUACGUUUGAAAUUUAUGCUAUUGAGGCUGAUAAGGCAUUCCAUGCUGAGUACUUGACGAAGAAAGGGAUCAAAUUGCUGCCCUAUGCUGCAUGGGUUCGAAAUGAAUCACUCUCUUUUGAGGUUAAUCAUGACAAAGAUCAGAAAGCUGAUGAGAAAGGAGGAAAAGGGAUGGGUCGAAUUCGACCCUCGGGGUUGUCUCUAGAUGGGAAAUCAACAGGGGACUUGCAUGCAAUUCAAGGGUUUGAUUUUGCUGAAUGGUUGAAGAGCACUGUGACAGAGAAGGAUUUUGUGGUGAUGAAGAUGGAUGUUGAGGGGACUGAGUUUGAUCUAAUUCCAAGGUUGUUUGAGACGGGAGCUAUUUGUUUGAUUGAUGAGUUGUUUCUUGAAUGUCAUUAUAAUCGAUGGCAGAGGUGUUGUCCUGGCGAGAGAUCGCCGAAAUACGAGUAUACUUAUGGGCAGUGCUUGGAGCUGUUUACUUCGUUAAGGGACAAUGGAGUUCUCGUUCAUCAGUGGUGGUGAUUGGUAAACCUAUUACAAGCUCACAGAAUUAAAUGAUUAUAUCAUAAUCAUAGUUACAGCUUAUGUAAUAUUCAUUUGUUUUAUCAUAGGAAUAUCUAUUUUUGUUGGAGUGGAGAAAUUUGUAGCUUUGUUUUUUCCCCCCAUAGUGUAUCUGUAUUUCAUCAACAAAUGUGGAAAACCCAAGUUCUUUUCACUUCCAA
Asparagus officinalis (garden asparagus) is the source of this 2015-nucleotide messenger RNA. RefSeq lists its product as uncharacterized. The record is from RefSeq and is a predicted model, not a curated record. Gene Ontology annotation, molecular function: S-adenosylmethionine-dependent methyltransferase activity. NCBI's taxonomy places the organism in Eukaryota, Viridiplantae, Streptophyta, Magnoliopsida, Asparagales, Asparagaceae.